Messenger RNA from Triplophysa dalaica, 1550 nucleotides. RefSeq names its product chromaffin granule amine transporter. Lineage: Eukaryota; Metazoa; Chordata; Actinopteri; Cypriniformes; Nemacheilidae. Gene Ontology annotation, cellular component: terminal bouton; synaptic vesicle membrane. Gene Ontology annotation, molecular function: xenobiotic transmembrane transporter activity; serotonin:sodium:chloride symporter activity. The coding region runs from base 1 to 1524 and encodes 507 amino acids. The transcript has 15 exons. Gene Ontology annotation, biological process: xenobiotic transport; aminergic neurotransmitter loading into synaptic vesicle; transmembrane transport. The record is from RefSeq and is a predicted model, not a curated record.
AUGAAAUGGAUCAGGGAGAGCAGGGGCUCCCAUCGUCUGGUGCUUGUAGUCGUAUGUGUGGCCCUCUUACUGGAUAACAUGCUUCUUACCGUUGUGGUUCCCAUCAUCCCUACCUUCCUGUAUGCCAUCGAACAUCAGACGCAGAACCGCUCAUCUCUCACCCCCUCUGAGUCUCCAUCAGACUCCACACAGCCCACCUACGCCUCUAUCCUAUCUCUGUACGACAACACUUCAUACACCAUCAGCAACGCCAAUCUUUCCAUCUCUUCUGCUGCACCCAGUGCUGAUGGAGGUCCAGGGAUCCACAAUAGUUCUGCUCCGGGAUGUAAAGAGGACAGUGAGUUUUUGGAGGAGGAGAAUGUUAGAGUUGGGUUGCUGUUUGCCUCCAAAGCCCUGGUGCAGCUCAUUGUCAACCCUUUUGUGGGCCCUCUGACAAACAGGAUUGGAUAUCACAUACCAAUGUUUGCUGGAUUUAUCAUCAUGUUUGUCUCAACAAUAAUGUUUGCCUUCUCAGAGACUUAUGGCUUGCUGUUUUUCGCCCGUUCGUUGCAGGGAAUUGGGUCUUCCUUUUCUUCUGUGGCAGGUCUUGGGAUGCUGGCCAGUGUGUACACAGAUGACAAUGAGAGGGGAACUGCCAUGGGAAUCGCACUGGGAGGACUUGCCAUGGGAGUACUUAUUGGAGCGCCUUUCGGCAGCGUUAUGUAUGAGUUUGUUGGUAAAAUUUCUCCCUUCCUUGUCCUUGCGUUCCUGGCUCUUUUUGACGGAGCCCUACAGCUGUGUAUUCUUCAGCCCUCCAAAAAAUCUCCAGGGAGCGUGGAAGGAACACCAUUGCUUACCCUGUUAAAGGAUCCUUACAUCCUCAUUAGUGCGGGGUCAUUGUGCUUUGCUAACAUGGGAGUGGCUGUAUUAGAGCCCACUCUUCCCAUCUGGAUGAUGCAAACAAUGUGCUCACCAAAAUGGGAGCUUGGUAUGGCUUUUCUACCAGCCAGUGUGUCUUACCUCAUUGGGACGAAUCUCUUUGGUGUACUGGCCAAUAAAAUGGGAAGGUGGUUGUGUUCCAUGAUUGGGAUGCUUAUAGUUGGCAUCAGUCUUCUUUGUGUUCCCUUUGCCAAAAACAUCUAUGGGCUAAUUGGUCCUAAUGGAGGGUUGGGAUUUGCCAUUGGAAUGGUUGAUUCUUCUAUGAUGGCUAUAAUGGGUUACCUUGUGGAUAUCAGACAUGCCUCUGUCUAUGGGAGUGUGUACGCAAUUGCUGAUGUGGCACUUUGCAUGGGCUUUGCUACCGGUCCAUCCACUGGAGGGGCCAUAGUAGGAACAAUUGGCUUUCCCAAUCUUAUGGUGAUAAUAGGCAUUAUUAACAUCCUGUAUGCACCUCUUUGCUUCUUUCUCAAAAAUCCUGCUGUUCGAGAGGAGAAGAUGGCUAUUAUAAAUCAAGAGUGUCCAAUGCGAGUCAAGAGCUACAGAACUCAACGUGAGUGCAGAGAAUUUCCACUGAGUGAUGAGAGUGAAGAGGACACAGAAGAGUGACAUAUAUUCACAAAGGAAUCAUCAAG